Messenger RNA from Trachymyrmex cornetzi, 779 nucleotides. RefSeq names its product ribosomal protein L23A (gene RpL23A). NCBI's taxonomy places the organism in Eukaryota, Metazoa, Arthropoda, Insecta, Hymenoptera, Formicidae. The transcript has 5 exons. Gene Ontology annotation, cellular component: ribosome. The coding region runs from base 53 to 703 and encodes 216 amino acids. The record is from RefSeq and is a predicted model, not a curated record. Gene Ontology annotation, molecular function: structural constituent of ribosome; rRNA binding. Gene Ontology annotation, biological process: translation.
UCGGAAUUUGCAUUUCCGCUACAGACGAGGAUUGACGUUCUUUUCUAGCAAAAUGGCUCCGAAACCGAAGCCCACGGAAAAGGCAGGUAAGCCUGCAGAGAAGAAGACAGAGAAGAAAGCUGAGAAGAAACCAGCCACAGCAGCAGCGUCUACUUCGAAGGUGACAAAGCCUCCUGCGGCUAAGCCUGUGCUUAAGCUUGCCAGCAAGCCGUUGAUUAGCAAACCCAAGAAGAAUGUACAGGCUACCAAAAAGACCCCGAAGGGUGGAAAGCCAGCGGCUCCAGUUCAGAAGGCUCUCAAGGCUCAGAAGAAGAUCUUGAAGGGAGUUCAUGGCUCCAGGGUGCGGAAGAUUAGGACGUCCGUUCACUUCCACAGGCCCAAAACUUUCAGGCCACCUAGGAAUCCCAAAUACCCGCGUAAAUCUGUGCCGAACAGAAAUCGUAUGGACGCGUUCAACAUCAUAAAAUUCCCAUUGACAACGGAAGCGGCGAUGAAGAAGAUUGAAGACAACAAUACCUUAGUCUUUAUCGUGCACGAUCACGCCAACAAAUAUCACAUCAAGGCAUCGAUUAAGAAACUUUACGAUGUUGAUGUAGCAAAGGUGAAUACUUUGAUGAGGCCGGACGGCAGAAAGAAGGCAUACGUGCGCCUAACGCGCGAUUAUGAUGCGCUCGAUGUCGCCAACAAAAUCGGCAUCAUAUAAUUUCUAUCUCACUUUUUGUUUAAAAAUAAAGUAACAUCUUGUACUGAUAUAAUAAAAAGAUAUCAAUACGGAGAAA